AGGCACAGUGCUAUUCCAGUGUGGGGAAAAUUCCUGAAUUUGGCGCCACAUAGUUUAACAAACGAAGCUGGAGAUGUCAGUAUGUUCAAGCUACGGUCUUACUCGAUAAAUCCGUCAUUGUGACCAACUAAACUGGGUGGAUGCGAAAAUAGGGAGUAUCACGAGAUGAAACGCGUAUAAGCAAAGUGUCAUUCGUUAUAAACAAAUAUGGUGGUUAAUGCAACUUCUUUCACUCUUUACUAUUGAUAUGGGAGAAUGAUUAUAAAGAAGAUUAUAGAUAUAUUCUUGCUGUUAGUGUUCGCGGAAGGCUGCUGCCAUGCAACAGUAUAUCCUGAGCUUCAGGAAUUUGCUGUAGAUGUUGGGGGCAAUUUGACCCUUCCAUGUACAGAUUUAUCCACCAUGUUGCCACUUGCUGACCCCUACUCUGCAUUAUGGGUGCGGGAGGGGCGCGAGGACAGUUUUAAUCGUAGGAGAAUUGAAACUGAUGGGGGUCUCACACUCACAGCCUUGGAACGGGAUGAUGCAGGAAUCUAUGUGUGCAGAGUUGAUGGAGACACUGAAGUAAUUAGGUCAAGAGUCAGAGUGGAAGUUCGAAGUGAGUGUGUGUCACAGAGUUUGCUAGUUCUGCAUGGUUUACACAGGUCUGCAGUACCACCUGCACUAGUAAAUGUAACAGUUCGUCCUUCAACGGUGUUGGCGCUCUUGUUGUGGGAUGUGACAGAUACUGGUGGUUAUCCCAUCACCUACUUCACAGCACAGUUUCGACAGAAGCAUAAUGAUGCAGGCAAAGAGCCUGAUCACUGGCAUUUUGUCAUGCCAGAACAUAUCAGCCCUAAUGUGCGACAGAUAGAUGUGUAUCGACUGGAUCCCAAUACUACAUAUGUGUUCAAAAUCUGGGCCAAUAAUAAUUUGGGACCAGGAGAAGAGACUGUGUUGGAGGCAACUACAUUGCAUGAUACUGAAGAGAUUGAACUGGCUCGCCAUCUGCUGCAAGGAGCCCAGACAUUUGACACCCGUGUUUGGGUGGCUGCAGUGGCUGUAGUGAUGGGGACACUGCUAAUGCUGGCUGUUGGAACUUGUUAUUUGUUGUACAAAGAUUGUCACAUCCCUUCUUUUUAUCAAGAAGAACAAGAAGUGAUCGAACUGGUUCCUAAUAUCAUCCUUAAUCCUGGAUACUAUGAUGAUGAUGCUAGGAUGGAGCGAAUAGAACCGGAUGAGAACUCUAAUGACCACAUGACAACAAGAAUGAACAACAACACUGUAAUACAGCCAAUUCGGGUUUGAUAUAGAAGGUAACGUGCUCUCCAGUAGCCAGGCUCACAAACUUUACGGAGAUCUGUAGAAGGCAGCUGUGACUGGUCAUAGAAAUACACAACUCAGCUUGUUCUCCGUAGUUUAUUCUUGUGAAAAUGUAUUGGAAUUGAGGAUGUGCCUAUAUAAGGGUAAGGUGUCUGUGAGCAAGGUGAUGAACGUGUCAAAUGAUUAUCAGAGGGGAUAAGUAACAGUAUCUUCCACUUUGUUUCAGUUUAGUAUACAUUAAGCUGCUGCUCCUUGGGACUGGUUUCAUAGUGUGCUUGGUGGGAGCACGAUGUUUGGUAUGGAGGUUUUAUCAGGUGUAUUUUGAUCCACUGUUUUUUUGAAGAGAAUUCUCCCUUUGGUAACUGUUGAUUUUUUUAUGGAUUUGCAUCUAAUUAAUCAAACGAGGAUAUAAUCAUUCCUUUAGUUGAAAUAUGAAUAAUGUUGAAAAAUAUGUGUCUCUGUAGUAUGGGUGUCAAGUAUUCAUAAUUGAUAUUGUAUCAUAAACAUUUUCAUGAAAUGUGAACUUCAGUAAUUUUCAUGUAAUUCUCUUAGAACAUUGUUUCCAUUGCAGAGUAAAACUUGGCUAAGGGUGAUGAAGAGAUUUGGUAUUAAAUUUGCUUAACUCUAUAACCAAAAUGAUAUUCUUCAUAACAUCUUGCAAUUUUUUGACAUCACUGCUUCUCAUCAUUCUAAAAUGUCACGACAUGGAGUAAAAUAUUUUAUAUAUUGUCAUUUUAAUGGUCGAGAUGGGAUUUUUUUUCAGCUACCAAUUUUUAUCCGUUAAAGGCUCAAGAUAACUGAAGAACUUCUCUCCUUUCCUGAUUGGAAAAUUCCUCCUAGCCUAAUCUUUCUUCUGACUGUAUAUAAGCUGUCCUUUUCUAAACAACUCCCUUCAUCCCUGAAGAUGGAGACAGUGUGUUUGUCCAAACCAUUGAUAACUACUUAGAAGCACAUAAAAUAUCUGAAAACUAAUUUUAAAAUUGCAACUUUUGUGAAAUGUGGUGCCAUUCAAUAAAAUUGAUGGAUGAAACAGGAAUUUGAACAUCUGAAUACUGAGAUUCUUUAAAUGUCACUAAUGUCAGAGAGGAAUACAGGCUAGAAACCACAAGAAUAAAGAAAUACAUAAUCAGGUACAUGGGUUGGUCAUAAACAGUAUGUCAGGAAACACUGCUCUUUGAGUUUUACAUGUCGAUUGUUGUCUUUGCAUCUGGAAAAGGAACAAAAUAACCCAGACCUUCCUUUGUGGAUUACAGUAGUAUACAAAAAUGUGAAAUAUAAAUAUUACUGUAAAAUAGUCGACGCUUGCCGACGUUGCAGGGACCAUCUCUGGCCCCAUCAUCAGGGUGUCUGAUGUGGCAUGGCUCACUAGCUCCCACAUCCACAUCAGAUGCCCUGAUGAUGUGGACAGAGAUGGUCCCUGAAAUUUUAGUGAGUUUUCACGAUAGGACACGGCUUGUAUCACGAGGAUUUUAUUAAUUAAUAUAAUCAAUCUGCAUUGAACAUAAUAUAAGUGAUUCUGCAAAUGUGUUAAUUCAGGAAUUUGUUGAAUGGUUAAUGAUUAAUCAUGUACUUAAUUAGUUUUGAAUCUCUUUUACGGAAAGUACAUUUGUAGUUGUUGUAUUUGCUGUCUGUGAAACUGGAAUAUCAGAUAAAUAAUCCAUCUUGAUUCUCCAACAUUCUGUAUUAUAAUUACUUUAUACAAGAACUGUGAAUUUCUUUGCUGUAAUGUUUCACUUUUUGUUGGCUCAGGAGCUGGGACCGCAUUCAUUUUUGUCUCCUUUUUGAGUCUGUGAAGUGUCAGGCUCUGACCUGAAUCUCAGGGUAUGUACAGUAUGCUCAGGAGCAGGCCAAACUUGUCAUGAUGUACUAAGACUUUGUUCAGAGUUAUGUUUCAAAACUAUAAAGAAGCACCUGAAACUUACAGAAGAUCCAUUUCCUAUCACUUGACACUUUCCAAACAUAAUACGUUAUUAAAGUGUUCGUUUAUUAUGUACUUCCUUUGUCUAGAUUUGGAGUUAUGUCCACUCAAAAACUAAGGAACCAAAUUUAAUUAUUCACAGUCUAGUGGUUAUUACUCCUGCUUCAUAUUCAGGUGCACCUUUGUGUAAAUCUGCCUACACUAUCUCCCCUGACUUACUGUAGAUUUUCUCAGUUCCUGUAGGCAGGUGGUGCAGUAAUUUACCCUGAGAAAGACCUAAUCCUCCCUUAUAUAAUUCAAGAAAAUGAUCAGUAAUGCCUUUUCAGGAAAAUAUUCCAUUCAUUAGUCAGAAACUCAACAAGAUUUCAAAAAUUUUACAUGUCCCCAACAGGAUGUAUGGUGUUCCUAAAGGAAGAUGGUGCAUGUGAAUCUUUUGUGAUUGUUUGUAUUUAUUGAAGGAUAAACCAUAUUAAAUGGUUUGUUACGGUCCUAUUGAAAAAUUGUAUAUAACUGAAACCUUUUGAAAUAAUUUUUAUGCUGGUGUGUCAAUUAAUUGUCUGUGUUAUUUUAAAUGAGACGUACUUCCAAAAAAAAAUGGUAUUGCAAAUAAUUUUCAUCUUAGAACUUGUACUUAUUCAGAGCUUUAAAUCCUGGAAAAUGUAUUUACAAAUCAGUAAAAGAAACUAUUGCUACACCCCUCUGUAUCAUUUGUGUGGAAGAAUUUUGUAAUCAGUGCUUUGUACAUCUAAUGAAGUACUUGUAUUUAAUCCAUCUGAUUCCUGUCAGCCAGUAAAAGACUGUACUAGCUUUUCAUGUUUUGUGUGGGAGAAUGCAUUUUAAUCUGUGGCUCAGAAAAUGAUUAUAUAGUGUAUCACUUGUAAACAAAGGUUCCUGAAUCCACUUAUUACCAUCCAAGCAAAAUUGUAUCAUUCAUUUUUUUUAUGGAUACCCCUUUUUAUACAUCUGAGGCAGUGUGGUCUAAUUGGCAGCUUGUGGGCAUUAUUCAGCCCAUGACCACUUGUAAUCAGGCCCACAAAAUUAUUUGUUAAUUUGAUACUUUUUACUACAGGCUCAUUUAUUUGCUGCCAUUGUAUAUUAAAGUGCCACAUGUAAUUGGCCUUGUGCAAGUUUUGCAUAUCUCGGAUAUCAUUGUUGCAGGAGCAAAUUUAAAAUAAUAGGUAAUUCUAUAGUAAUUUAUGCACAUUUCAAUAACAUUUUUAAUUGAGUAUGUGCUAUAGUAAUGUGUUAUUUCUGAAUAAGUUCAGGGUGUUUCAAAAUGAUUGAGAUGGUUACAAUUGGAUAUAUUUAAUGCACUGGAGCAGUUCUAAAAAUCAAAUAAAUUGGUACAUAUAGAGAAACACUGAGAGUAUUGUUUAUAUGUGAUCAGUUUGAACACCAUCAGUUACAUUCAUUCAUAUGACUGUGAAACUUGGGUUGUUUCUGUACGUGUACCAAGUUAUUUCUUUGUUUUUAACUGCACUGGUACAUUAAAUAUAGCCAAUUGUAAUCGUGUUAUUCAUUUUUAAACAAGAUGUAUUGUUAAAGAUAACUUAAAUUUGCUACUAGUUUUCUAAAUAGUGCCAAGAAGUGUUUUGGUGUCCUGUUAGAAAAUAUUCUUGGCCCAAGGGAAGAAAAAUGGUGGAUCACUGUGGCAUGCUUAAAGUUUCAGAUCAGCAUCGUUCAUAAUUGGCCUGGUCCUAACAUGGUAUGAUACUUCCCUCCUCGUACCCUUUGUAUGUGGAUAUACAUUUACUCCUUUGUAGAAGUGCUUGUUGCAGUGUUUGUGAAUCUGUGAUUAAUUUUAGUACCAUCUUUCUAAUUGAAUUGAAUAUUUAUUGACUUACCAGUACACGAUGCUGAAUUACAAGGUGAUACAACUUGAUAUAAUCUGUAUGGUUAUUGGGUGGUUUAUUUGUGUGGUUAAGCUGCUCCAGUCACUCUUCAUUGUAGAAUAAAUUUAAAUUUACUUCAAGUCAGUUGGUAUAUCAGGUAAUGAUACAUACCACGCUGUUGACUCAUUUGAAUGUUACAUUGUCAGAACAACAGUCUACUUAAAAACUAAAAUUUGUGAUAUUUUGAGAAGCAUCUCUUUUAGUGAAGUGUUGUUCGCUCUCAGAUGGUGAGAGAUUUUACAUCCGACAAACUGCUCAUAAGAGCAAAAUCCUACGUUUACAACAUGAGAAUGAUUUCUGCUAUAAACAGGCACAUUUAGUUGAUUUAAGUUUGAAACAUUGUAUUGGUUGAAUCUGUGGUGUUAAAUGUAUGCACACAUUCCAUUCACUAUUGAUAUUGUUGGUGUUCACUACAAAAUUAUAUGCAUUUUAAGUAGUGUCAAUUAACGGUUUAAUUGUUCCAAUAAAUUUAGGUAUUCUUCACAUUAUUUAAUGUAGCAUGUGAUGAUUUUUAUGCUGUUAGAACUUCAUAAAUUGUGUAAAGUGAUUGUAUAUGUGUGACAGUACUCUCCACAUCCCACUGUCAAACACAAGCAAAAUCAGUGUAAAUGUUACUCCAAAUCAGUGCUAUUAAUAUUCUGCUAUUCUUUGAGAGAUUAUUUAUUUUUCACACAUUUUUAUUUUGCAGGUACUGUUUUUUGUUCCUUCUUUUAUGCUUUCUUUAAUUUUAUGGGCAGUUUUAUGUUCAAAAGUGAUAUAUGAACUUGCAACAUUCUAGACACUUGGGUUUUCUCUUUAUGUUUUCAUAAAUUAUUUCCUGUGUGUUUCUUCCUGUAUUAUAUUUUUAAAAUGUAGGGUUAUCUUCAGACUAACAAUGUUUUCUUUUUUUACAAAGUAAAACUUUUAUGAAAUAUAAUUUGUGGUAGUUGGCACGUGUGCAUACAGUAAUUGUAGCGUUAUGUGUAGUGUUAUUGGCUUCAGAGAUGAAGUUGAUGAUGUAAACAAGUCUUGGAAAAUGACUGCAGACAUGAUUUUUAUGUAGGUAAUUUUGCAACAUUUAAGCUAUAUUUAUGCACAAUUAAUGCAUUGAUUCAAAAUGUGCAUCAAACCUGCCUAUUGAAUUUCAGCUGAAGUGGAGCUAUUGUUAUAUGGUAGUUGUGUUUUAGAUCGGCAAAUUCUGAGUGUGCCUAAUACAUUUUGCAUGAUUUUUUUAAUGGUAGAAUGUGACAAAUAACAAAUCAGGGAAUUUGAUUGCUAUUUUUCCUUUUUUUCAUUGGAAAAUGCUUAAAAUUGCAUGUUCUGAACAUAUAGAUGAGUUGAUGUGAGUCUGCUUGCGUAGCUCAAAAAUAAAUGGACUUGUCACUACAGUACAAUAAUAAUAAAAGAAAACAAUGUGUUCUGAUGACGUAGCAAGCAGAAGUAAAACCAAGCAGAAUGUUAUGCACUACAUUAUGUGGUUUGUUAAAACACUUAUCUGUCCAGUGCCUAUAUGUAAUAUUGAUAAAUCACUGUGCUUUGGAAGAGCAUCGAUUUGUGUUAAUGGUGUUUAUGGCAAUAUUUGUGAACUGCACCAUUAUGUAAUAGUUACAGUUAUGAUAGCUUAUUUGUCAAGAUAACUGUUCAGUAGGUACUAAUUUCCAUAGCUCAAAAUACAUAAGAUCUGCGUGUUUAUGGGCAGUAGCUAAGUUUUGUAUGGGAAUUUGUUAAAGGAUAUAUUUAGAUUAUAAACUGGUAGAAUUUUGUAUAUUUCAAUGCAUGUAAUUUGCCUUGCUUGGUGAACAUUCAGAAAUUUAAUGCAAGGCUGAGGUGAGUGGUAAAUUGCUGCAUACUGUGUUGUGAAGGAAAUGUUUAUGUUUACUGCAUAUACCACAGCUGCUUUGGCUUUGCAUUAUAUACUUUAUAUAUAUAUAUAUAUAUAUUAUGUGCAAGAAAAAUGAGAGUAUAUAGCAAUAGAAUGAAUGUAUUGUUUUAAAAUGUACUGAGUAGUGAAUUUUUGGAGAUACUUUGUUCUCUACAAAUAGUACAUUUUGACACAGUACAUUAUGUAUACAAAUUGGAUUGUCAAAAAGAGCUAGCAGUAGGCACAAAUAUGUCAUAUCCGAUAAAUGUUGGCCAGCCUUCUCUGAGAUAAUACUGCGAAAGGGGCAGUAUAUAUUGAUGCAGAGCAGGGAUCUGGUCUGUAGCAGUUUGGAACUUGCACACUAACCACGAAUGUGCUGGAACAGAAUUGGUAAUUCAUUAAAUAAACUCUAAUUUUCUGUUCCAUUAUUUGCAAUUUGAGAAUGUGUUUCUGAGUUCUCACUCAUGUAGAAUUUUCUGAUUUUUAAAAAUAGUUAUUGAAGAACUCUUAACAUUUUAAUUAUGUAUCAUGUUUUAAAAACCAGCAUCCUUCAUAGACACCCAUUUAUUUUGAAAGAUUUAUAUGAUUAGCAACUUUAGCAUGAUGGUUACAAAGCACCCGUCAAUGAUCUAUGUUGUGAAGUACGUGGUAUAUACUGAUCUGGAAAAACUAGAAGUAGCUUUAAAGUAAGAUGAUUUUCAUGAAAACAUUGUGCUUUAAUUUGUGAAUAUGUUUACUACAGUUAUGGUUUGUAACAAGGUAUUCUCUGUGUCAUAAGAAAACUAUAGAAGCCGACAUCAUUGACUAGAAAGUUAGUCACUUUUAUAGCGUAAUUAAUUAUAAUAUAUGUCAUUCUGAAAACCGAUCGUCUCAUAGGUAUGUUUUUCCCCCGAGGACAGUAAACUAAAAAAUACAGGAUGUAUAUAUAUAUAUAUAUAUAUAUAUAAUCUGUUAUGAAUGAUUAGAGCUGUUUUAUUUUGUUGCCUGUUAAUUUUGCAAUUUAGACAUGUUUAGUGAAUACUGUUGUGUGCAUUUAAAUAAUUUCUUUCAAAUUUAACUUUUGUAUUGAGAACUGCACAUUCUUAUCAAGUACAUUUUAAAUAUCUGAAAAGUUGUAAGAACCCUAUUUGCACACCUGAACAUUGUAGUCUUUAUAUAUUGCAUCUGUAUCAAGUAAAGAGACAUAAAUGCAUUCAAGCAGUGAUUCCUAAACCUUUUCAUCCAAUGGAAUCAGCACCCCAAAACUGUAAUUAAAUGAAUUCAAGAUAGUUUAUGCAAAAGAAAGUUGCAUGAUAUUAUUGCUUCACACCCAACUUAAAUCUUCUCAAGUAGCAGCGUAAUGUCUUAAUAUGUUAAUGUAAAUGAUAUAAUUUGGAAUUUCUCCAUUCUGUUUUUGGUGGACAGUUAUCCAUAACAGUCAAAAUAUUUGCUUUAAAAUAAAUUUGGCAUGCCAUUCAUUGUAUGUGCAAACUCACUGUAGUAUGACAUAUUUAAGACAUGAACUUCAAACUGUGAGAAUGAGCAUAUUGUUUUUAUUGAAUUGAUCAUCAUAGUGUUGGCAUCAUCAUGUUUAUGCUUCAUUUUUAUGUAUAAUUAAGUAUGAUGAUUCUCAGACAUAUGUGAAAAUAUAUAUUCUGUGCUUAUUUUCUUUGGGUUGUGUUAUGGGUAUGUUCUUCGCUGUAUUUCAUUGUGACUUGCUUGAAUGUGAAAUAGAGGUUAACUUUCAAUAGAUGUCAUCACCCCAGGAGUUUACCACAUGUAAACUUUUUACUGCUGAAUAAUGCACAGCCAUGGUUAAUAUAGUCUAGUACUGAUAUUCAUGUUAUAGUUAGCACAUUACUGGUACUAUCUGUCAUACUACUUGCAUUAGGAUAUUGAUUCGAACUCAUAUGACAAAAUAGCAUUUAUGUUUCAAGUUGUUACCAACAAUUGGCAUGAGAAUAUUUAUUCUGAACAUUCCUUGCAACCAAUUUCUGUUUUUCCACACAAAUGAAAAUACAGUAUUUUCAUGAAUAAAUCCCACAAGAAAAUGGUGCCACUGUGGAUCUAAAUGGCUAAUGCAGUGAAUUAAAUUAAUUUUCUUACUUUUAUUGUUAGUGUUAUUUGUUGAUGAGAAGAUUAUUCCGAUGAUAUUUUUUGGAAUAUUUGUGUUUUUAUUUGAGGGAGUCUAAAGUACUACCAGAUUCCUUAAUCAGUUCAGAAAUAAUUCCCUAAGUUGUUAAAUUAAUGUCAAGUCACAGUGCUUCCUAACUUGCAUAAUUUAUGAAGUCUUUACUGUUCUCAAUGGAAUAUUUUAUCUGAUAUGAAAUUUAUUUUCUUUUUGAAAAUCAUGAUAACUUCCUUUAAAUUAAAUCUUUUCUUUUAUCCAAAACCCAUUUCAACCCAGUUACAGCUUCAGAGACAUGUAGUGAUAUAAAGUAAGCCAGCAUUUUGAAUUAUUAUUCAAUGCAUGCAUUUCCUGCAAAUUUGAAAACUUGAUAUGUAACAAGAUCUUGUUGAAGGAAUUAUUCAUAAUAACGAUAUAAUUUGUAUUAAUCAUGUUUAGAAAGGUUCUCUAUCUUAAUAUAUAACAUGGUAAUGUGCACAUGUAUUACUAUAUAAAAUAUGGACAAAGAUUGUAAUUCACGGUAGAAUGUAGUGCUGUGUUUUAUUUUACUAUGUGAAUAUGGGUUCAUACAUGUCCCCUUUUCAAAACAUAUCCUCCUUGUGAAAGGGCUAAGAAUAAGGAACAGAAGGUGGUGAAAAUCUAAUAAAGGGCCUUGCACCAUGUAUGGGGUAAUUUUAACAAUGUUUCAUACAGUUGGAUAUUUAAAAUACUGACCAUCUUUUGAAAUGUUGUGUUAUCUUGCACUGUCGUGUUGUAUUUCUUUAGCAUUACGUUAUGAACACAUCCUUGCAUGCAGCUUUGGAAAUUUAAGGAAGAACAGAUUUUCACCAGUGACAGUUGUCUGAAAAAAUUAUUAAAUUGGCAACAUUAUGACUAGCAAUUUUAGUAUAAUUUAAUGUUUUCAUAUCUAUAACUGAUGACUCAUGUUUGUACUAUGUUGGUCUUAAAUUCACUAAUUACAUGUCUGUUGCUAAUGUUAUAACCUAUAGAGUUUUGAGGGAUGUUACUAGUCUCUGUUUCUUGCACAUAUGUUUCCCAUUACAUCCGUGUCAUAAACCCAUUUGUUUAUUUUUCCUACCAGAUGAUUUGCGCUUCCAGAUCUGAAUUGUCGUCUAGGUUUUCAGCUUUUACUUUAUCUCGUUUCUGAGAUAACUUCUGUAUAUUAUUGAAUAAUUGAUAGACCAUUAAAAAUCAGCAUUAUUAUAUUUCAUUGUCUUUUACGGCAUGUUUUGUCAGGUAACAGUUUGAACAAACGUGAAACAAGAAUGUGUUUCUUGUAUGUCCUGACCUUUUAAAAAUUGUAAUGAACAUUAUAGACUGAACUAGUAACAUUUCUUAUUUGUGUUGUUCGCGAUUGUUGGGCGUAUAUGUAUAAUGGUUUAUUUAGUUUGCUGUACACUACUGUAUAUUUGUUUCAUGCUCUAGAAUUUUAGAAGCUUUUAUGUAUGGAGUAUUUUGUUACAAUAUUCAUGUUAUGUUAUAGGUUUUAAUUUCUGUAGUUAGUUGAAAUUGCCAAAGAUAAUGCACAAUGCCUGUUAAGUGUGUCAGAUUUCUGGGGCUGUUUUCCUUAAUUGAAAAAUACAGAAACAGAGAACUGUGAACCCUGCAUAAAGGAGCUUGUAAAGUAAAGGCUGCUCAAUAUUAACUCUCACUUGUACUCAGUUUGCUUUACAUAGGUUCAGUGUGAUAAGGCCCUAGUUACCUGGCACAAAUAAGUAGAAUUUCCCUUUGAUAGAGAAAUACAGAACUGUGACCAGUAAUAAUCUUAAUGACAGAAACUGGUGAUUGUUAUUUGUGUGAUACUGAUUUUUUUUAUUGUUAUUAUUGGGAGUAUUUCUAUGGUUGUGAUUUUGGUGCAUAAUUACUCUGCUGCACUUCAGCCUUGCAGAAGUAUUGCCACUGGCACUACUGUUGCUGAAUACCUUUAAAAACAAAGGAUUUCAGUGUGGUUAAAGUAUUUGGUGUUGAUAAAAUUACAGCUUGCUUAUAAAGGUGAUUUUAAAGAAUGUACCUAAAUGCAAUAUUUUUACUGUUGGGUAACAUCCUUUUAUGUACACUUCUGUUUUAACCAUCUAGAAACUGAGUUCAUAGCAAUAUUAAUGUCACAUUAUUUCCUGAAAUUUAUGUUUGAAAAUUUGUCAUUGAGUAGAUAAAAGCAAUUCCUAACUUUUAAAUGACAAAUAAAGUGUAUCUUGCUGUAUGUUACCAAAGAUUCAGAUGUAAUUAAUUCAGAUUUGUGUCAUUAAGUGACAGGAUAAUUGUGAUGAUGAAUUGGAAAUAUAUUGAAGUUGUUGUGGCCUGUUAUUGUGAUGUAGCACACACAGUUUGCAGGGGUUAUGUUUUUGAAAACCUCUGAUUGGGAAAACCAUGAUGCUCAAAGCUCAGACCUUAUGAGAAAAAUAGCGUUUGGGGAACCAAAGCCACACUAAACAUGGUACUUAAUAUAUAUAAUGAUUAAUAAAUAUGAGAGCAUCACUGUUGAUGUUUAUUAGGAUGACAUCAGCAUUUCUAGCUGAAAGUUUAUCAGGGUGAUCAAACACAAGGGCAGCAAUCAGUUCUAAAAACUGUGAAAAAUACAGUUGGAGUACACAACAGCCCAUACCUGUCUGCCCGUCUCAACAUCUAAAUUGAUACUAUACUACAUCGAGUGAGUUUGUGCACGUGUCUGCACAAGAUAGUGAAAAUUGUGAGGGGCCUGUGCUGCAGUGCAAAAAUAUUACCACAGAAAUGUUUCUUUGAAUAAGCAAAAUUGCAGUGCACAGACCCGCAAAUGAGGAGGGUUCGUUAUAUACACAGCACUCGCUUGAGGGGAAAGAAAGCCAUGAAGAACUCUAGAAUAGCUGUUUUGGGCCGAGAUUUGACUUCCAAAAUGUGAACAUAAGCAUUAUGACAUUUAGUGUCAGUUAAUGUUCAGAAUUUGAAAUUGUGACUGAAAGAAGAGGUGGCAUUUUGUAUAGUACUCCUGAGUUGCUCUAUACAGACGUCCUUUAAUAAUACAAGACAUGUGCUUCCUCAGUUCAAAAAUCAUAAAAUCCUGACAUUAAUAAGCUUCUGAACAUCAAGCUGUAGUCACCAAUAAUUUAAAGGAAACAUAUAUCUGAUAAUAUUCAGUGUUUCGUAGUAUCAUUAAUUGUGUGACAGUUAUUAAAAUUGAAGUUGGUUAUUUUGUUAAUAAUAAGAUUAAGAGACAGUAGCAUAAAAUAUAUCAGCAACAUUGAAUUGCACAUCAUCUGUGAAAUAUACUGUUGCUGGCCUGUUGCAAACUUCUGCAAGACUGUUCUAGCACUACACAGUAAUAGUGGUGCAGUACCCCUGAUCUUGUGACAUUUUUAUACAUGACAUAUUAACAAAUAGUUAAGGUUCCUUUAUUUUUUUCUUGUGUAUGUUGAAAAUUUUUCAAGCACAGGUUGUUUUGAUACAAUAAAUGUGUUUAUGAAAAUGAUUCUGAAACUGGUAUGUGCUGUACAAAUGACAGUACUGACCUUCAAAAUGAAAAAAAUUAGUGUCAGAAGUUCAGUUAUAGUACUCUCAAUUUAUGUAAAAUUACCGAAAGCUGUGAACACUUAAUAGUGUGGAGAUUAAUGAUGGAGAUUGCAGUGUGACAUAGCAGUAACUAUUAUUAUAUGUUUAAUUUUUUACAUUGUCCAUCUUGGAGAAAUGAGUUGGCAACAAUUUCAUUUUAAAUCAAUUCCAUCACGUGUAAAAGUAUUUUGUAAUGGCAGUGUCUUACAUUUUGCAAUAUCAUAAUAAAAGAUGAAAGAGUA
Messenger RNA from Zootermopsis nevadensis, 12820 nucleotides. Its product is annotated as cell adhesion molecule DSCAM. The record is from RefSeq and is a predicted model, not a curated record. Lineage: Eukaryota; Metazoa; Arthropoda; Insecta; Blattodea; Termopsidae. Gene Ontology annotation, molecular function: protein binding.